GAUGGAGCAGCGGCAGGAUGGAGUACGUGACGUCUCCGCUCUCUACUCACGACAUUCCUGGCACCCCUCAUUCCGUUCACAUCCUGCUGGAAGGUUACUGCAGGGACGUGGGUGCCGAUCGUUUCCAGGCGGAUGGCUCUGUCACCCUCAUCCACGGCCCUCUGACCGUACUGGUGGACACUGCCGGCCCUUGGUCCCGGGAUUUCAUCCUUGAUUCCUUGAGGAGCCGCAGGGUCUCCCCAGAGGACGUGACGCAUGUGAUUUGCACGCACGGACACUCCGAUCACGCGGGCAACCUGAAUCUGUUCUGCAACGCUGAGAUCCUGGUGUCUUAUGAUCUGUGGCGUGACGGGUCCUAUGUGUCCCACAACUUUCGGGGUGGAGAACCCUACUUCUUACCUGGGGGAGAAGGCUUGAAGGUCAUUCCAACCCCAGGUCACACAGGAAGUGACAUCACUCUCCUGGUCCCUGGGACAACGCUUGGCAUGGUGGCGGUUGCCGGGGACGUUUUUGAAAGAGAAGGCGAUGAGGACAGUUGGAGGGAACUUAGCGAAAACCCAGAAAUUCAGGAGAAGAGUCGAAGCACCGUUUUGAGGUUGGCAGAUGUUAUUGUGCCAGGACAUGGUCCUCCGUUCAGGGUCAUCCGCGCUGGCCAGGAACCUGAGACAUCGUGAACAUCAUCAGUCUGUGUGGGAUUAGAAUUGCUUUCAGUGAAGUUCCUUUAAUCCAGAAGAAGGUGCAGAUCGAGGGUCACCGAGGUUCUCUGCCCUUAUCAUAAGGUUUUAUCUGCUUUUUUUUUUUUUUUUUUUUUUUUUUUUAUAUAACUAUCCAAUAAUCUAGAAUAUUUCAUACCCUGGCAUCUUUCAGGUCCCACACAUGCUGGAUAAAAGGAAUUUUACUGUAUUGUACAACCUCUGCGCUACAUAGUCACAUUUUAUGUAGUGGUUAAGACCCAAAAAUGGCCACCUAGUUGUGUGGAGAUACAGCUCCUGAUCUCAUAUUAUUACAAAACUGGUGUGAAACCUGUCAAUGUGCCGAGAACCAGUGACAUCAUCGAGGUGCUAACAACACUGGACCCUUAAAGGACAUCUGUCAGCAGAUGUGUCCCUCUGACACCGGCAGACCCGUCACAUGGGCACUUGGCAGCUGAAGGCAUCUGUGUUGGUCCCAUGUUCCUAUGUGCCCGCAUUGCUGAGAAAAGUAAUGUUUUAUUAUAUGCAAAUGAGCCUCUAGGAGCAAUG
Bufo bufo (common toad) is the source of this 1241-nucleotide messenger RNA. It is a transcript of the gene MBLAC1, whose product is annotated as metallo-beta-lactamase domain containing 1. The transcript has 2 exons. Bases 18 to 674 code for a protein of 218 amino acids. The record is from RefSeq and is a predicted model, not a curated record. Lineage: Eukaryota; Metazoa; Chordata; Amphibia; Anura; Bufonidae.